This is a messenger RNA of Cynocephalus volans (Philippine flying lemur), 1224 nucleotides long. Its product is annotated as phosphatidylinositol-binding clathrin assembly protein-like. Gene Ontology annotation, molecular function: clathrin heavy chain binding; phosphatidylinositol-4,5-bisphosphate binding; 1-phosphatidylinositol binding. Gene Ontology annotation, cellular component: clathrin-coated pit; synaptic vesicle; clathrin-coated vesicle. The transcript has 11 exons. Bases 1 to 1224 code for a protein of 407 amino acids. The record is from RefSeq and is a predicted model, not a curated record. NCBI's taxonomy places the organism in Eukaryota, Metazoa, Chordata, Mammalia, Dermoptera, Cynocephalidae. Gene Ontology annotation, biological process: clathrin coat assembly; clathrin-dependent endocytosis; synaptic vesicle budding from presynaptic endocytic zone membrane.
AUGAAGGAACCGUCGUGUGGUGAGCGCCACCUGCAGGACCAGGCCUUCACCUCGGCGUCCUCAUCUAGGGGUGCCAGUCACGCUUACGUGGAAGAGGAGGGCAGCCCGCGCCACACUCAUGGGGUCUUCUGCAUCCAAGGCUGCCCUCCAGGCGACCCCCAAAGAGCCCAGGGAGCCCAAGCCGAAACACUUGGCCUGUGCCCGGCGUGCUCCCGCCAGCCUCCCCCUGGCGACACCCGCACGCGAGGCGUCGUGUGGAUUCUCACUUCCAAUCGUCUCGAAGCACAUCUAAUACAGUACAUCAAUGAAACAAAUAUGAGCGUUCAACAUCUGGCUGAUGUUCUUCAUAGGAAAACGAGGAGCAGUAACUGGGUGGUGGUGUUCAAAGCUCUGGUUACUGUGCAUCAUCUCAUGGUCCACGGAAAUGAGCGUUUCAUCCAACAUCUUGCAUCUCGACCCUCUUUCUUCACGUUACACAGCUUCCUGGAUAUAAGCGUCAUAGAAGGUUAUACGAUGUCAGCCUUCAUCAGACGGUACAGCAGGUAUUUGAAUGAAAAGUCACUCGCAUACAGACUGAUGGCAUCUGACGUUACAAAAAGCAAGAGAGGGAGAGACGGUGUGAUAAGAGCUAUGAGUACUGAACAGCUGCUAAAGACGCUUCCAGUUAUUCAAACCCAGCUGGAUGCUCUUCUUAAUUUUAAUGCAAAUCCUGAUGAACUAACUAAUGGUAUAAUACGUGCUGCUUUUAUGCUUCUCUUUAGAGAUGCUCUUCGUCUCUUUGCAGCCUAUAAUGAAGGGAUCCUUAAUCUGCUAGACAAGUUUUUUGACAUGAGGAAGAACCAGUGCGAGGAGAGUUUGGGGAUUUACAUGAACUUCCUCGGAAAAACAACCAAAUUGACACAGUUCCUGGAGGUUGCAGAGCAAGUUGGAAUUGACCAGAGCAACAUUCCAAAUCUUACUCAGCCACCCCGGAGUUCCCUUGAAGCACUAAAACAGCAUUUAGCUUCUUUGGAAGAGAAAAACAUUUCACCACCUUGCAGCAAGACGACGGUCGCUGAGAGGGAGCGUGCGGGAGAAGCGCAGGCACAGCCGGGCUCUACUCAGUGCUGGACACUCGAGGCCAGGAAGCAGCCGCACGUCGUGCAGAUAAAGCAGUUGCAGGAAGCGGGGCCGGAUCUCGCCAGCACAAAACGGUUUGUUAAGGAGCCCGUGCUUGCAACCUGA